This is a messenger RNA of Dermacentor andersoni, 10224 nucleotides long. Its product is annotated as transmembrane ascorbate-dependent reductase CYB561. Gene Ontology annotation, molecular function: oxidoreductase activity. NCBI's taxonomy places the organism in Eukaryota, Metazoa, Arthropoda, Arachnida, Ixodida, Ixodidae. The record is from RefSeq and is a predicted model, not a curated record.
CAGUCGGUGCGAGCGCGAGCAGCCCCGUUUUCGCCCUCUCUCGUUCUGCAGCGCGCUACAGGUUUCGAAGCAUAUGGUUGAUUCCGCGGCGUUUCACGCUGGCUGUACCACCUGUUCCGUCCCACCGGUAGCUUGUACACACCUCACGCAAUCGUUCAUAUCGAUCUUGGAACGCUGGCGUGUGUUCAGCUGAGCGUUGUGUGGCCGAGAGCGUCAGACCAGGGUGUUGAAUGUCAAAGGUUUCAUCUUGCAGUUCGGCAGUGUGUUCCUUUCGGACGCGCGAAACCUCGUGACAGCUGACAUCUCCGCCGAUGUCCAAUCGGAGAGUGAUUUCAAACUCUUGCGGUGCUGGAGACUGUGAAUAUGUACUGCUUCAGGACGCAACAAUGAAGAUGGAACCAUAUGAUUGUGAUCUGAAUGUCGGUCAGGACCUACGAGGGUUCACUCUUGGCUAUGGACUGACCCAGCUGCUUGGACUGGGCUGUGUCCUCAUGGUGGUGGUUUGGACGAGCCACUACUUCGGCGGCUUCUCUGGCCCCAGCAAUCCCAAGACUGAGUUCAACUACCACCCAGUCUUCAUGGUUCUGGGCAUGAUUUUUCUUUAUGGGAAUGGCAUCCUGGUAUACCGUGCACUGAGGAGUGAGCGCAAGUCACGCCUCAAGCUGCUGCAUGGUGCCCUACAUGCCCUGGCUUUCCUGUCUUCAGUGGUGGCUCUGAAGACUGUCUUUGACUCACACAACCUGGCCAGUCCACCCAUUCCCAACCUCUAUUCACUGCACAGCUGGAUGGGGCUACUCACUGUGAUCCUCUUUUCUGCACAGCUACUGUGUGGAUUCGUGGCUUUCCUGUUUCCUGGAGUGCGCCAGUGGUUGCGAGCUCAGUACCUGCCUCUGCAUGUCUACUUUGGACUGGCAAUUUUUGUGCUUGCCGUGGCCACUGCACUAAUGGGGAUCCUGGAGAAGCUCCUCUUCACGCUGAAAGCAAACUACCAAAUGUUGCCUGGAGAGGCUGUGCUGGGCCACAUGAUAGCGGUGUGCAUGGUGGGCUUUGCCGCCAUGGUGGUGUACCUGACAACUCGAACAUCGUACCGUCGAACGCCUUUGCCAGAGGAGGCGACUCUGCCUUUGCAAGCGCACACACCCACUGAUUGAUGACAGAACUGAACCUAAGACUCGGCUAUUGCUUUGAGAACUGCCCCCUUUGAUCUGAUUUACUAUAGAGGUAGCUUUCACGCUAACAAUACCGAUCUCUGAACACAUUGCAAGAACAAUAGCAAAAUGUCUUGGGCUCUAAUUGACUGGCCUGAUAGUUUUGGUUUUGAUCUCUCCUGUUCUUUUCAAAAGUCCUCAUAACAUUUAUUUUUAUUGCUCAUGGAUAUCUGUAUAUGUCUAAGGAAACUAGAAAAUAAGAUGUUUUUCUUUUUAUUUCUGCGACAGAUGAUAUAAUAAGAAGCCCUCAGGCUUCUGAGGAGUUUGUGUAUUCAAGAUUGUGAGGAGGGUUCUUUCAAAAGCCAUUCCCUUGUGGAUUUUCACUUGUGCCCUUCUGUUAUUUUGGACACUUUUUUGCUUAUACCGACAUUUUGCCAUGAACUCGAUACAGGUUUUCCUGUUCUGUGGCUUUCUGCAUGUUUGAUGAAUAUGCUAUUUAGCUGGAAAGUCUUUUAAUGUUUACUUUUCAGAGCCACAAAGGAUUCUUGCUUGAGAGUUUUCUUGUAAGAUUAACCAGGAUGUCAUCAAAGAAAUAGGUAAAAUAAAAUAAAUAUAGGUUCCAUCAUGCUGCAUGAUGAAAUUGUAUCUAGUAGAAGGGAUGCAUGGAAACAAAUACAAUAAAUAAAUAAAUCUUUAAAAAAAAGAGCCGCUAUUGGAGGUCACCUUAGGGGUCAGGUGUGUGCAAGCUAACUGCUGAAGUUCAAGUUAUCCAGUGGAGGCCAAUUUUAUGAUCGAAAUAACGAAAGUUAGGGCCCAUAGAAAUGCCUGAGUGCUGGCCAAGACCUUUCGUCAAGAUUGAAUUAAGUGAAAAAUCGAAUUAAUUGGAGUUGAAAUAAUGGAAGUCUACUGUAUAAUUUUUAAAACUGAGAAGGAUAUCCUUGCAGCUCUGAGUAUGUAGCCAAAUUAAGUUAUUCUGUAAGAUCAUGAGGCAGCUUUUGUUCUUACCUUACUUGGAAGGUAGGUUCUGUGCUUUGUUUUGUUUGAUAAAUACCAUGCCAACACCACUACUACAUCAACAAAGCAUGACAUAGCACUGAUUCUUGGUGCUGACUGUUUGUUUAGACUUUGAUUUGAAUCGUUGUGAUGUUUUCAAGUUGAUUUGAGUUGGUCUCAUACAUGGGGUUAAGUUGGAGAUCUUGGAUAACGCUUUACAGCACUUGUCAGUAAAUAUUCAGUAGAGCGUCUACACCACUUCUGGAGAAUUUCUCCUAUAUUUUUCUGAUUUAGGAAGGUUGUGGUGUGCUGUGGAAGUUGCUACUCUUUCUUUGGUAAGUUGUACUUUAACAUUUGCUGACAAUAUGCCGUGUUAUUUUUAUGCUUGUGAAUGUCUGAGAAAAGGCCCUUUUGUGUUUCUAGGGCUACCUUGUUUCGAUGAUUUCAUUAUUGUUCAGUGUACUUCUUCCUUUAUGUUUAUUAUUUAUCCCGUGAACUUUUUUUCUUUCUGGGGAUUCAACACAGUGUACUUACACCAGCUAGGCGCAUUAUUCGUUGUGAUUUAGAGCUACUUGGUGAAGCUCACAUGUUUACCUUUGAUGUGUGGGCCAUAAAGUCAGUUUUCACCAGCAAGUUGUUCCUUUUUUUUUUAUUCAGAAGUUUGUCCUGCAGCACAAAACAUGUGAAUCAUGCAUGUUAUAUGGCGUGCAUAAUUUGUUGCCUUCUUUGAAGUGCAACAGAGCUCUAUGGUGUGGGCCAUGGUUCACUGAACACUUUGCUGGAUAGCUAUCUGCCUGAAGCAUGCAUGAACAGGUCACUGUCAGCAUUUACUCGACUCAAAAUGUUUCUUGUACGAAGCUACAAGAUCGCUGCCUGAAGAAUGUGCUCGUGGAUUUUGAAAGAUUGCCCCGACAUAUUUUGAUUCCUAUUUUGCUGUCACUCUGUUCAUGUCACAGUGCGGCCCAAGCCACAGUAAGGGCAGCAUCUUGUAAUGAUUCUUUUCUUUGAUUUUAUUUCUUCUGCUGUGCUGAGUGGCCUAUCCCAGUGCAAAUUAGCUUGAUGGCAUGUGCAUGCAGGUGAACACAGUGCUUGGUGGUCAGUUCUGGCAAAAAUAGCAUGCUGUUAUUGAAUGUGUGAGGCAAAAGCAAAGGGAGAGAGGGAUUGUUGGAAAGAGAAUCAUUAUGAAAUCUCACCUCGACAUGCUUACAGUAGGGUUGUUAUACAGUGGAAUAGGCCAUAAGUGUUAAGCUGCCAUGAGCAUCUCUGGAGCUGUGUCCAGUUGUAGAGUAGAAAAUUUGCAAUAUCGUUUUUCAUUUGAAUUGAAUUGUAUUUGUUCUUUUUAAGGCUAGCUAAGUAAACAGCACUUGCUGUAGUGGGUAGAAAAUUCUUUUUUCCUAAACUGGCCCUUGCUGCUUUCCGUUUUUAUUUCGUUCCUUGUGCAAUGAAAGACAACUUGUGAAGUGGGAAAUGCACAGCUCUUGUACUUAUUCUGGUGUUAGGAAACACAUACAGAAAAUUGCUUGCAAUUAUAUUUUUUUCCUUAGCUGACUUUAGGGCUCCCUUGUGGUGGCAAGACUUCAUUAACAGCGCGAUGAUAAAUUAUAAGCAGGAUAUUUUUUGUACAUUGUGCAUGCUUAGCUGUCUAUCAACAUUGUAUUCCCUUGAGUUUCCUAUCUUUCUUGCUUAUUCUUUUGGGGGGAAGGGGCUGGAAUUGUUGAUGAUCUAUACGGAGGUAAAUCACAUUGGGGGCAGACACUGUGCAAGAGAUGGACUUCGGUGUUUAUCCUCUGGGACUUCAUAUAACUUCUUCAUUUGUUUACGUUUAGCAAGGCAAAUCAGUCUUAUUACCUUGAAGUUGUAUUUAUGGCACAGGCACUUCAGUCAUUCCUAUUUGUUCUAAGUUACUGAGUUACAACCUGCUUUCUUUUAUUACUUUUUUUUUCUAUGCUAUAAAGCUGUUCUUUCCUGAAUUGCAGUUCUUCAGAAUUAUUUGCAGCAUUUCAUGUUUGCUUACAGCUAUUGCUCAUUAUACUUUUGUGGCCUACAGCUGUUGCUUUGUGGUCUUGAAACAUUUAGCUACUUACUGUUGUCAUAGCCAUUGCAUGUAGCACUGGCCUGACACAUUUUGUGAUUGCAUCUUUCUCUGCAUUCUUUUCCUGUCAUUUGUUUUAUGAGAUCUGUUUUGGUUUGUUUGUUUUGACUUAAGUUUCAUGUAAUACAGGUAUUAUCUUUAUCAAAUUCAUGCUUUGAAUGAUAAAUCUUUUAAGCCUGAAGAUUAGGUGCAUUACAUGUGUAUUUUACUUUUAGGUCCCCGUAUGUGAAAGAAGGGCCACCACUUUUAUAGAAGAGUAUUUCUGUUUUGAAGAACAAUUGGAUCAGAGUAACGAUUGUGUCUGAAAUUGCUUUGCUGAUUUAGUGAGCCCUAAUUUUACGUGGUCUGUCUUUAUAUGAUGGGUCUUAUCUUUUCUAUAUUAGAUAACAGCUUUGUUGAUUAGGAUAAUGCUUGUAAUUGUAGCAAAUGUAUGCUUUUAUUCCAUAAUCUUAAGAUGUAGCAUAUUGGAUAUGUAUUUGUUUAUUUAACUUCUAGCUAUUUGUAUACAAAAGAAAAGGCGUACCUCUUAUGUUGCAUUCUAUAGCAUGCAUCACAAUAAUAGCCGUGUGGGGUACUCGCUUUGUGCUUUGUGUAGUUGGAAUUUUAUACAUGUAUUUGCUGCCUCAUGUGAUGCAUACCAGUAUUUUUAAAAUGAAAUUGUUUGUUCUUUGCUUCGUGAAAUGAAAACAUUCUGUUACCAUUGUGUGGCCUCAGUGUAGUCUUGUUGAUCGUAGGGUAUGAGGGCUGCCACGAAAAUGCUGCAUUAAUGUGCCGUAAAAGCAUUGCAAAUCUUCGUGAUAUGUGUGUGCAUACAUGUUGUUUCUAUCUCUAUUGUCGGUGGAGCCUAAUGUUUGUACUAAUAUGCUGUGAUGUGCCAUAAUGGUUGAAAACAUAUCUUCUCUUGUAUGCGGAAUUUAGUCUAGUCAUAGUGAAUGUAGCUUAUCUGUUACUGCUGCUGCUAUUCAGAGAGUCUUUUUAUAGAUAUUUCUAUAUGGUGUUGUACUACUGUGCAAAAUAAAUGUAGCCGCUGUUGUAGUGACACCAUGAUGGUAAGAAAAACAUAAAUGCUGUCAUUGACUUGACAUGAAAGCGACUCGUAAUGAUGAAUUUGUAUAGAGCUUGUGUUUAUUCAACAAGUGUGAUUUUCAACUUCAACAACAGUAGUUGUUACCAUGUUUCAUGUCUUCUUUUAAAUUCCAGAUCGCCCAAAGAUUUUUCUUCUAAUUUUGCUCCUUUAUGGUCUUUCCCAGUCAAUGAACUUUGAAUUUUCACUUAUUAUGCUAGGAUUUGGCAGUCUUGUAUGCAAGCUGCGUUUUAAGGACCAGAAAGCUUUUGAGGUCAUCCUGUCAUUAUGUUAUUUCUGUUCAUCUUUUUGCCUUGAUUCUCAAAAUGUGGCCUUUUUGCACUGUUUUCUUUUUGUUUUGCAUUUUGAAGAAUACAAACAUUUGCAUCUUACUUUGAUGCCGAUUUUCUUCAUUAUAGUUUAUAUUAUCACUACAUAUCAGUUUGCAUUGUAUAUGGUUAUACCAGGGUUUGCGUGGGGUUGUGAGGGUUAUUUUUACACUGCCUGUGAAAGUAAACAAAGUAUCAGCUGCUGAAUGUUAAAUAAGUUCUGAAAGGCUGAUGUGGCUCCCAAAUGUGUUAAGGGUAAGCGUAGAUUGAAAGUACAUCUUGCUUGAGUGGCUAACUUACAGAGAUAAUCAAUAGCGGUAUCAGGUGAACAUGGAAUUGCUUGACCAAGGCCUCCUGACAUUGAAGCAGACACUGGGCUCAUGACUUAGUCCAUCAAAAUAGUGCAAAACACUGUCUUGUUUUUAUAUAUUGACUCAAUAAGCCUUCUCCCAAAACUAUGACCUACCGACUUCAUCUUAUCAAGAAUGCUACUUUUUGUAUUACAAGAUUCAUAAGAUUAUCUGCCUUCAUCACCUAGGACACUUGCUCUGCCAAUACGAUUAGAAGAACUGCCACUUUUUCUUUUAUUUAUUUUCUUUUCUUCUGCCAACAUUCUUAUAGGGCUUUUGUUUCCCUUGGUUCCAUUCCGUGCAGAGUAGCAUAUGUCAGCGAAUGUACACUUGCUAAACGCUGUGCUUUUCAAUAAAGAGCAAUCUUUUCCUCUAGGUUAGGAUAGUGCAGUGCUGUGCUUACACUGUUUCUAUGUGUCUUGCAUAUUGUUGCUUUGUGUACAUUCAUGAAGCAAUUUCCUUCCAUAAUCAUGAACAAACUAGCGCCUCGAGAUGUCCUUAAGUGGACUAGCCCCCAAUGUUAUGUUGGUGUUGCGUCGUCAAGUAUGUUGACAUGAUUGACCACAUUAAUGCUGAAACUUCUACUAAAUGUCUCUGAAGCAUUUUGCUGGAUGGUAUGCCAAGUGAAAGUGAAAACACCAUUGAAUGUCAUUUACAGAGAAUGACUCGCACAUUGCUCAGUGGACUCGUUUGAAGAUUAUCAUGUGGUGGUUAAGCCAGUAUGAGCCCUUUAAUGGUAAUGAGCCAAGUUUUUGUAGAGUGUCUGUGUGGGGUUUUCAUUGGAAAGGUGACAUAUCAGAACAAGUUGAAAUAAACUUUGCAAAUGGUUUGAUAGCAUGUACUGAAUCUGGCUAGGAGGAGGUCCUCUGAGCUUUCAGCACUUUUUCUUGUAUACACAAACACCGCUCACAUUUUGACCUUGCUGCUCCUCUCCUUUCUCAUAUUGGAAGUAAUUUGUGUGGCAACGCUGUAAAUCUUAUGUCACUCGUUCAGAAUGCUAUUCAUUCAAAUAGGCCUUUUUGUGUGUAGUAUGUGAUGCACAUUUGUCUCAUGUUUUGCUAUCCUUAUUUCAGCACUGUUUACAACUCUUAUCAUAGGAACUAGAAGGAGGCUUUUAUUGUAAAUUCAUACCUACAGUUGGCUUUUGUCGAGAGCAACGUGGAGCCUGAGUCACGUGUGAUAAUACUUCGAGAGGAAAUUCAUUUCACGUUGCACGAAAGCUCAGGAGGUAGAGGCAACAUGAAUAAGUCAAAACACUGGUGUUAACUUUUUAUGCACUAUACAUGAGUGUCCCAACUAACUUGUGCCAAAAUUUAAAAAUAUGUUAGUGCCAUGUAGCUGGACAGAACCAAGGUAAUGUUGUUUGCUGUCGCUUGAAGCAAGUCAAACUUUUUUCUAUUAUGCCUUUCACAUUAGUGAUUAUUAAUUCAUUAACUUCUCAAAUAUGCUAAUGAGCAAAAUUGUCAAUCAGGAAACCGUAGGCAGUCGUGAUGAUUUCCUGAUACAUCUUUCUGUUUCUCAGUACAUGCUGCACAAAAGCAGUUUCCAAGCGUUAAAAAAAAGCCCACAAAACACGAAAGAGUGCCGCGUGAUCAGUUGUGCGGCCCCUUUGGUGUGCUUUUGUGGGCUUUCCUUGUCCUUACCAAGCUGAAAUCUCACUGAAACGCUGUCCGCUUGCAGCUGCUGGGUGCAGCGUAUGGGCUGAUUGCACUGGCACUAAAGUGCCGAUCACCUUGUCUAAAGUUACGAUUAAUAUGCUGUGACCACAUUGAUGCGUCACUGACAGCGUCUUAGAUGAGAAAAAAAAAGGAGGGACCCCCGCUUACCACUGCCACGUGAGGCCAGAAUAAAGUAGCAGCGAGCAGCCGAGCACGUGCGUGCGAGUGGUGUUAGAAAGAAUGGCAAAAGAUGAGCUGAGAGCGCCGCCUGACACCAUCUCUGGCUCGGCUAGCAAGAUGCUGCCGGUCAGAGUGUUUGAAAGUGAUGCUGCCUACACUGCUCCGUUGCCUUUUUUUCUAGUAUUUUCGAAGUUGAGAUUUAGAGAUAUUCGGAGUGCAAUGAAAAAAUGUUUCGAGAUAGGCGGAAAACUGGUUGAAAGCAUGGCCAGAAAGAAAAGUCGACUGAACCGAUAUAUAAAAAUAUCACAGUUAACAAGGGUUGACUAUGUGCGACACAGCUCAACGCAGUAUGGUUUAAAAAGCCAAUCCACCUAAUGUGCAUGCAUACAAAUAUGGAAGGGGACACCUGAUUUGCAUUCCAGACAGUUAAAUGCCACUGCUUUCUGCAGCUAAACGAAGUUCAUUUUAUCAGGGUCUUGAGUGUGAGGUCUGCUUCACAGUCAGCAGCGAAAUAUAGACUUAUUUAAGCUGCUACAAGUGGUCAUUGUCUGAACACCAAUUAAGUGUUCUCUUUCAUCUUGGUGACUUUCCUGUACGUUUCCAGCGGAGUGCACUUUUGUUGUAACGAAUGCGGAGGGGGCGCAAAGCAAGAAAAUACUUUCUUUAGGAAAGUGCAAUGUGCUGCUCGGAUUUUUAUCUUCUCUAUGAAUGUGUUACAUGCCUUCUAUAUAAAUCUUCACACUCUAGCAGAUAGUACAAUUUUGCCGUGUGGAACUUGCAUAACGUUGUCUUGCAACAGGGCCUUCAUCUGUUGGCAAAGUUUUCGAAGCUAGGUUUUCUCUUAAAUGUGUGUAGUACAGUUGUCUGUUCUUGUCCCAAUCUUGUUUCAGUGCCAGCACAAACACGAACAAGUUGAGAGAAGUAACAGUGUGUGUUUGUGUUUCCAUGCCAGCCAAUGUGUGUGUGACAUUAUCCGUUGUAGGACUUGGAUGUUGUGUUUUGUGGUCAAAACUGGUUUAGCCUGACAACACUUGUGUUGCAGUCAGGUUGGUUUGCAUAAUGUAUUAUGCUAUCCGGUACAGGACUUACACAUGAAAGGCAUGGCAGGACAAGCACUUGCCCUGUGUUCCUUUAAUAUUACCUAUCUGUUCUGAAUGAAUACCACAUUAUGACCUUACAAAUGUUGUAUUGAAAGUAAUGCAAAAAUGGGCAUAACUUUUCUAUUAACUGAUCCAGGAAGUUCAAAUUACACAUGGCUAGAAUAUUUCUUCGUGUGUACAGUAGCAGUAGUAAAAUGAGACGCCCGCUAUGAACUCAAUGCAUUUGGGCCAGAUAUAUUUUUUUUUGGUGGCCACCACUGUGCAACUCCUUCCAUCUACUCUGUGUCAUCCAGUCAUUGCAGCAAGAACUUCAUUUCCCUAAAGCUGAAGUGGAAUGGCUACAAAUCUGACCUGCUCAGUCAGUACGAAACAAUUAUUCUGUAAAAAUUGGCGCUGGACAGCUGCAGUCACUAGCCAUCUUUUUAACAUGACAUAAAAAGACAAAAUACAGCCAAUUUCCAGGAACUUUUUUUGACACCUAGUCUGUGUCCAGCUUUUCUGUGGGGGCUGUACAGCAAUCCACUUGUGCAAAAAUCACGUACGUGUCCCUUUGUCAUUGACAGUUCAGCUAGUUGACUGCCUCCCACCAUGUUGACUUUUUCUACAUACGCCUUUCCUCUUAUAUAUUAUUUAUCUGUUCAGCGCUAUUGCAUAUGACAUUGACUUGACCAUGAUGAUUCUGCAGUUUUCUGCGGGUGUCAAGUAUACUGCACCUUUCUUCGUCAAAAACUUCAUGAGAAAGCAUUGCUUUUGCUUUGCCGAGACCCGAGCUUGUCUGUGAUGUAGAAAAAGAUCGAACCAUUUGCGUAUUAGAAGGAUGACGAACCACUUUGAUCACGUUCAUAAUUAAAUGGCCGACGCCAAUUAUGCCCGCUUUCGCAUUAUACUUGAGGUUAACAGCCGCAUUGGACGGCUGGCUACGUAACCAUGACAUAUCACAAUGUCAAGUAAACAAAAGUCAUUUAUAUUUUCCUGUUUGUAUUUCAGUUUAGGUUGUUGGCUUACUUUUAUUCCUUUCCAAUCUUGACUUGCUGAUAUGAUCCGAAAGCCAGCUAUUGUGAGAUUGUGUUUGUGUGCACCAGCAUAUAGCUCCUGGUUGUCGUGAUUCACGCUGUUGCCAAUUGCUGUUGUAAGAUUGCAUGGCCUAUGCAGUGGACGUCGCUCACAUCACUGAUGUUGCUUUAGUGUUGAUUUUGGCGAGUAAGCUGUUGAUGCAAGGCUGGUUGUACGGCGCCGUUGUCUUUCUGGAUGUGUCUUUUUUGUGAACUUGCUGUCUGUAACGUGCAAAAUAAAAACAAAUGGGCAACUCAG